AUGGCGGCACAAAGCCACGCAUCUUCUUCCAACUCCGUGGCGGCCCAAAGUCACACGGCCUCUUCACUUCCUGUGGCUGCCAGAAGCACCGCACAAAAAAUAUUGGAGGCUAAAAGCCCCAUUGCAGGUACAGGGUGUCCAUCCAACAUCCCAAAGACUACAACCAAUCAGGCACUUUCUUCAUCAGUGCCACAACCUAUUUCUUUACACAAGGGCUCCUCCUCCGAGGAUCCCACUUAUAUUAAGAACGAAAGUAACAUUAAAUCAAGCUCUUCUUCUUCUUCUUCUUCUUCUUCUUCUUCUUCCUCUGAUGAUUUUCAGACAAAGAUGUUUGAUUUUGUUGACCUGGAAUUUGUGUCUUGA
Molecule: messenger RNA, 363 nt
Organism: Nicotiana attenuata
Lineage: Eukaryota; Viridiplantae; Streptophyta; Magnoliopsida; Solanales; Solanaceae
Product: putative protein TPRXL
Exons: 2
Coding region: 1-363 (120 amino acids)
Source: RefSeq, a predicted model, not a curated record